Molecule: messenger RNA, 137 nt
Organism: Acaulospora morrowiae
Lineage: Eukaryota; Fungi; Glomeromycota; Glomeromycetes; Diversisporales; Acaulosporaceae
Source: the annotation of a GenBank genome assembly
CCUCCAUCGUUUAAGGAGUGGACUACGAGGCGCUCCUCCAGGGUUCAUCGGAUUCAAUCCCUUCUCCAGGAGUUACGAAUCCCCCGUAAUCACUCUAGCUCGGAAGUUCUCAAGUACGAAAUAGAUUCAUUGAAGAG